Molecule: messenger RNA, 2993 nt
Organism: Linum tenue
Lineage: Eukaryota; Viridiplantae; Streptophyta; Magnoliopsida; Malpighiales; Linaceae
Source: the annotation of a GenBank genome assembly
GUCCCCUCCUUCCCUUCUCCUCCUUUUUACUUCUUCUUCCUCCUCUCUGCAACUGAAAAAGAUAAUUUCGGAAAGAUUCUAACUGAAACAACCAGCACAGUCGGACGGACGGACGGACGAACGAAUCAAACUGGAAGCCAGCGGAUAUUCACCCAACCCACAUUAGCAGCUCGCACCGACUCUGCUCGUCGUCCGAUCGCCAGCGCUGUCACUCUCUCCAUUGGGAAGUGACACCAGCCAUCUCUCUCCUCUCCCACCGCACAUUUCACAUUUUCCCUCUUCUUUCUGCUUCGCCGUCACCAUCGAACGUCCGGUCAAGAAUUAUUUCUCUCGCCUCUCUCUGCUUCGCUUUCCUUCUCCUUCAUCAGAUCGCUUUCUUCUAUACAGAACGAGAGUCGUUUGCCGGAGAAGGCUCAGAUCGUAGCGAGGUUUAGGGGAAGAGUUUUUAGUACCUCCGCCAUGAGAGGGCGUCAUCUGGAGAACGCCUACUAUGCUUACAAGCGACUUUCCUCCAAGGAUUUCGUGGAUGAUAGAGAAGAAGCUCCUCCAGAUUCGAUUGAGAUUAGCAAAGACAUUGGAAACCCUCCAUGGAGGCGAUCUCUGGUGCAUAUACUGGUGGCAACUAUUUCUUCACUCUUGUUUGGUUACCAUCUUGGAGUAGUGAAUGAGACGCUUGAAAGCAUAUCCCGUGAUCUCGGGUUUAGUGGGAAUACGAUGGCGGAAGGCCUUGUGGUGAGUACAUGCUUAGGUGGUGCCUUUUUUGGAUCACUCUUCAGUGGUUGGGUUGCGGAUGGUGUAGGCCGCCGCAGGGCGUUUCAACUUUGUGCAUUGCCUAUGAUAGUUGGGGCUUCAGUGAGUGCCACAACGAAAAACCUAUGGGGCAUGCUUCUUGGAAGGUUACUUGUUGGAACUGGAAUGGGUCUUGGCCCACCUGUAGCAGCUCUUUAUGUGGCAGAGGUUUCCCCAGCUUAUGUAAGGGGUACCUAUGGAAGCUUGACACAAAUUGCAACAUGUUUUGGACUGAUGGGGUCUCUUUAUAUUGGAAUGCCAGCCAAGACGACUAUGGGUUGGUGGCGCAUUUGCUUUUGGGUGUCUGCCAUUCCUGCUGCAUUACUUGCUAUUUUGAUGGAGUUUUGUGCAGAGAGCCCUUACUGGCUUUUAAAGAGCGGACGAAGUGGUGAAGCUGAAGUUGAGUUUGAGAGACUUUUAGGAGCGUUGCAUGUCAAAUCUGCAAUGGCAGAAUUAUCGAAGUCGGACGGGAGAGAUGAAGUGGAGAAAGUCAAGUUCACAGAGUUGCUUUAUGGCCGCCAUUUUAAAGGCUCCGUAGUUGCCAUGAUUUUGAUGGAUAGAUUAGGGAGAAGGGUGCUUCUCAUGGGCAGUUUCUUCGGUAUGGCAGUAUCAAUGUGCAUCCAAGCUAUCGGAGCGAGUUCGCUUGUGUCAAGCUCCCAGUCAGUGUAUCUUUCUGUUGGAGGCAUCUUGUUGGUUGUCUUAACAUUUGCCCUUGGUGCUGGUCCAGUUCCUAGUCUCCUCCUAUCAGAAAUAUUGCCAAGUCGGAUUAGAGCCAAGGCGAUGGCAGUUUGUAUGGCCGUCCAUUGGGUUGUAAAUUUCUUUGUUGGGCUCUUGUUUUUGCGGUUACUGGAGCAAAUUGGUCCUCUUGUAUUGUAUACAGUUUUCUCCACUUUUUGUAUGCUUGCUGUAAUCUUUGUGAAAAAGAAUGUCCUCGAAACCAAAGGCAAAUCACUGCAAGAGAUUGAGAUUGCACUUCUACCCCAAGUAUGAAGGUUAGUCAUUUUGUUACUACCAGUUUCCGAAUUGCUUUGCUUUAUCAGACUGAAUUAUUACAUAUCUACCGUCAUAGAUCAAAAAGUAAAUACCAACCCCUAGGAGGCUAGGACGUAAACAAUCGUUGUGGAUGCCUUGCUUACCUGUGUAAGUGCCAUCACUGCUAAAGUGAUAAUUAAAUCAUAUUAAAGUUAUUAACCACACGAUAUAGUAUAUACGGUAUUUUCCCCCCUUAACCAGUAGGUAGUCAUGAUUAGGGAUGCCUGUUGCUUUUGAAUUACAAUAUGGUGCAUUUUAAUAUCUUUCUUUGUUCAAGUUGAAUUCCCUACUUGUUCAAUUGCUUAUGUAGUCCUACGUACUGCUGGUGAGUCAUUCUUCUCCUUAUCACCACAGGUAUUGUUAAGUUAUGGCUCCAUCACCUAGCACAUCUCGACCUGCAUCAUUUCUCGUCUAUAGUUGGAGGUAGUUUUUAUGUUUUAAUCUGUCCAAGUUUCUCUCUUGAACUGGAACUUUCAGCUUUCUCAAAGUUUUAGUAGUGCGUCAUAUGCAUUUGGGAAUGUGCAAACCUUUUAACUUCACAACCAAGCAUGACUGCAUGCCUUUGUGGAAGAGUUUGUGAGAAUUAAAGAGGACCAAUUGCGUAACCAUGAAAGUCGGUCUAUAGCUAAUGUAUGUUGACCAAUUGCGUAACCUCAUAUAGGGUGAACUUGGAACUUAGACAGUGACUGAAUAUCUGCCUAGCUUCCAAUGGUCGUUUGUUCAUUCUGGUGUGGAUUGUAUUGCAAGUAACUGACUAGCUUCAUGGCCACCCUUUUGACAUUGGCAUGCAGGGAGAAGACAACUGAUAGUAGAGAGUUACUGAUACAGGCAUGUACCGGAGUUCAGCGUCGAAAGGCAUGUACCACAGUUUGAUGCUGCCUGCUACUCUAUGGCCCUGGGUUUUGGUAUACGUAUAGCGGUAGAAACCUGAGAUACUCUUACCCUUGAGAGACGGGAAUGUAUAUUUAUUUACAGAGCAAAUUUUCUUUCUGUUCCUUUCUUUGGUUGUUCAAAUUGAUGUUCCGCUGGUGGUAUUUGUAUGAGCACAUUAUUAUUUUUGUUCUAUUUUAUACACGGGACGGUCGAGUUCAGGACGAGACUGGUUUUCCUUCUCUUAGCAUAAUGAUGAGUAUCGUUUCAAGGUUAAUAAUACUGAACUAAUACUGAACUAU